UCGUCCAAAGAUGGCAGCCUCCGUGUGGAAGCGAUGUGUGACUGCGGCUUUCAAAGUUAAAUGUUUAUCCCCGUCUUUUUCAGCCAGGAGAUGGUUGCUCUCAGCAGCUUACACAGACACCAAAGUGUGGGAGGCCAGGGAGAAAGAGCCUCUCAACCUGGCUCUACUUGCCAACAAUAUGGACAGGACAUACGACAGAAAUCUUCCAGUUAGCUCUCUGACUGUGUCUCGGUUUGUUGACACUAUUUCAUCUCAAGAGGAAGUGAACCAAGCAGAGUACUACCUUUACAAGUUUCGUCACAGUCCAAACUGUUGGUACCUGAGAGACUGGACCAUUCACAGUUGGAUAAGGCAGUGUCUAAAAUACGGAGUCAAAGAGAAGGCCCUGCACACACUUAAAAACAAGGUCCAGUAUGGAAUAUUCCCAGAUGACUUCACGUUUAACCUGCUCAUAGAUUCUUACAUUAAGGACGGAGACUUUAAAAGUGCGUGCUCUGUGGUUGAAGAGGUGAUGCUACAGGAGGCCUUCGACCUUUCCUCCACUCGGAUCCUGUCUCUGUAUGCCCUGGCCAGUUACCUAGCAACCAGACCACAACUCGCUGUGUCAGAGGAGAGGAUGUUGGGAGCGUCGCUGCUCCUCUGUGGGAUGAAGCAGGACAACUCUGUUGGCCUCAGCGCUCAGCUGCUGGGCAACGCUCUGCUGGGUAAGGUGGAGAUGUCAAAGGGCAUUCAUGCCUUGUUCAAAGGGAUGCCUCUCUCCUGGGAGCGAGGGUAUCUGAGCCGGGCGCUGGCUGUCAUGGAGGGAGUGGCUGCUGCUUCUGGGGACGUCAAGCUGUCCAAAGACUCACUGGACUACAUGAACGACCUGCUGCAGGAACUGUCUUCUUCCUCAGACAGCAAGUCCUCUGGAGAGGAGUCAGCAGGAGAGGAGGUAAAGAAAGAAAACCCCGUCGAUGAAGAAGAUGAGGCGGAGCAGGCUAAGCUCCCUCAAUAUGUCAGCAGAUUCAAGGAGCUGUGUAGCCGGCUGGAGUCUGAGGGCAAAGUGGACUCUGCCUCGUUCCUCGCUGCAGGGACCGCUCUGGCCCAGCAGAACAUGGCUGCUGCUGAGAAACCCGACCUGGAGCUGUACAAGAGCAACGUGCCGGCCUGGGAGGCAGAGAGGAAGCAGCUGAUCCAGAGAGAGAAGGAGCUGAGGGAGAAGGCUGAGCAGGAGAAACGGGAGAAGUUAGCAGCCCAGGCCGCAGCCGAGCAGCAGGGGAUGAGAGCCGAACAAUGACACCUGACAUUUUCAUUGAGUUUACCCGUGGAAAUUGUGGAAGUUGUGAAAUAUCAACAUCCAGAACAUUACCAUUGUUUCACUAUUCAGUUUUGUAAAUAACAAUUACUGUGUGCUUAUGUGAGAACUUAGUAAGUAUUGCUCUGUUUUUAUAAAACAAAAUAGGGCAAAUAUUAAAAUAAUGUAUCAAAAA
Notothenia coriiceps (black rockcod) is the source of this 1469-nucleotide messenger RNA. It is a transcript of the gene mrps27, whose product is annotated as mitochondrial ribosomal protein S27. The record is from RefSeq and is a predicted model, not a curated record. Lineage: Eukaryota; Metazoa; Chordata; Actinopteri; Perciformes; Nototheniidae. Bases 11 to 1276 code for a protein of 421 amino acids. The transcript is spliced from 11 exons. Gene Ontology annotation, molecular function: protein binding. Gene Ontology annotation, cellular component: mitochondrion.